CGCCACUGUGGUCUGCCAAGGUGAGAGCCGGGGGCAUGCGGCACCACAGGGAGCCCAUUGUCCACAUCCCCCAUGUCAGCAACCCACCUCUCCCGGCAGGGUUCUCCCGGCUGGUUGGAGGAGACAGUGCCUGCUCGGGGCAGCUGGAGGUGCGGCAGGGCCGGGCCUGGGUCAGCGUCUGCCACAGCCAUGUGGACCUCAUGGCCGCCCAGGUCGUCUGCAGGGAGCUGGGCUGUGGUACAGUGCUGGCCCUACCCGGGGCUGGGCAUUUUGGAGCAGCAGUGGGGCCAUUCUGGGACAAUGCCUUCAAGUGCAACGGCACCGAGCCCCUCCUGUCUGCUUGCACACGGCAGCCUCCCCAAAUCAAGAACUGCACCCAACCUGCUGCCAUCAUCUGCUCUCCCUACACUGGGUUCCGGCUGGCAGAUGGAGACUCAGACUGCACUGGGCGGGUAGAGGUGGAGGCACGAGGGGUUUGGAGGCCCCUGUGUGCCACUGCCUGGGACAUGCCUGACGCCCACGUCCUCUGCCACCAUCUGGGCUGUGGCUCUGCUGUCUCCCUGCCCCCACCAGGCCAGUUUGGGACAGGGACUGGGAUGGUGCUGCAUGAUGCCCUCAGCUGUAGCGGGAGCGAGCGGCACCCAGGCGAGUGCCCCGUGGAGGUGCUGGGGCAGCCCGCCUGCCCCCCCAGGCACACCGCUGCCAUCAACUGCUCAGGUGGGUGCGAGGGCCAUGUGUACCCCCAGCAGGUGGGGACGACACCCCGUCCCCGCGGCACAACCAGGCUUUUGCAGGUGUCACUGAGCCCCUGCAGCUCCACGGUGGGGAGAGCCGGUGCGACGGACGGCUGGAGGUGGCCAUGCGCCCCGGUGUCUGGGCCCGUGCGUCUGUGGGGCUGUGGGACAAUGGCACUGCCACCGUGGCGUGCCGGCAGCUGGGCUGCGGUGUGCCUGAGAAAAUCUAUGCUGUGCUGGCCACUAGCUUGGGCCCCAUGGAGCUGCAGGAGCUGCGGUGUGUUGGCACCGAGGAGCUCCUGGCACAGUGUAAUGCUUCAGGGAUGGCCAAGACCAGCCACAGCCCUGAGGAGUUGGCCAUUGCCUGCUCUGGUAGCCGGCAGCUGAGGCUGGCAGGAGGCCCCGGGCGCUGCGCCGGCAGGGUGGAGGUGUACAGCGAGGGCACCUGGGGCACC
Numida meleagris (helmeted guineafowl) is the source of this 1189-nucleotide messenger RNA. Its product is annotated as scavenger receptor cysteine-rich type 1 protein M130-like. Bases 36 to 1121 code for a protein of 361 amino acids. Gene Ontology annotation, cellular component: membrane. The transcript has 3 exons. The record is from RefSeq and is a predicted model, not a curated record. Lineage: Eukaryota; Metazoa; Chordata; Aves; Galliformes; Numididae.